Molecule: messenger RNA, 6820 nt
Organism: Aspergillus steynii IBT 23096
Lineage: Eukaryota; Fungi; Ascomycota; Eurotiomycetes; Eurotiales; Aspergillaceae
Gene: cch1
Product: calcium channel protein CCH1
Exons: 4
Coding region: 289-6606 (2105 amino acids)
Biological process (GO): calcium ion import across plasma membrane
Cellular component (GO): voltage-gated calcium channel complex; membrane
Molecular function (GO): high voltage-gated calcium channel activity; calcium ion binding
Source: RefSeq, a predicted model, not a curated record
UGUGAUUGGCCCCGUUUUUAAACGUUCCGUGCCGACCGUCUCAGCCAAAGUCCUUUUCCCUGUACCUUUUCUCCCCCAAAUUAAUUAAUUAAGACAGCGAGGAAAAAAAAGACAUUUCUUCUCCGGACGAACUCAGGCACCGGGGAUAUCAAACAACAGCCCCCAACCGUUGGCUACGCCCGAUUGACCGUCUACCUGCGAAAUUCCAUCGAAUAGACAUCUUCCCUUGACCUCUCGAGCGUUUGCGACCUGCGAUGUCUGCGUUUGGUUAGCAAAUCGAUUGUGCCCAUGAUGGCUUCCAACGGCCAUGAUCGCGGCCCCCACGAAGACAGCUUUUCGUCAGAUCAUUCAAUUCCCUUACAAGACCUCUCCGGCCCGCCGGACAUCGGGAGACAUCAAGAGGCGGGGACCAGGUUUCUUCCGGGGCGGUCGUUGACCAGAAGACGCCGGUCGGAGACGAAUUACGAGAGAAUAGCGGAGGAUUCCCCGAUCGAAAGCACGACGGCUGCAGGAACCGCGCACCACCGUCGCCAGGAAUCCGAUGCCCACGAUGCCUUCCCCGAAGAUCCAGGGGCCUUCGCGGCCGCCAUCUCCUCGGUCGGACUCUCGUUCGAAGGGCCCCCGGGCCAUCCUGCGACGCACAGCCGCGACGACCUCGACACCGUGCCCUUGGACGGCUACGGCCUGCAAGAGCCUGCGCAUAACCUCACCCCUAGCGUUUCAUAUAGCGACACCGCGCCCUUGACCAAUAUCGGAAAUAUUCAACCUAUCAGCGGGGCGACCCCCGAGCGCGGGAGGCAGAAUGACAGGCACAGCGCGCAGACCGUCCAUUUCCCGGACGACAGCCACACGGGGGCGCGCCUGGGUGAUGAUCUGCAUAAUAUGGAAAGUGGACUGGGUGGACGGAGUCGCGGGGGGAGCAUUGCGACGGAGAGGGGGCGCUCGCUGUCCCCUUCGGCGUCGGGCUCUGCUCUGAUGCGGGCCAGCUCGAUGAUGAAGUCCAUGUCCCAGCGUGUGGUCAACCUUAGUAACGAGCCGGAGGUGGUGGAACAAUCGAUCCAGAGGGAGGAGUCCCACAAGAAUUCGCGGCUCGAAGAACCCCCGUCGCUUCCAUCGCUGCCGGAUUACGCCCACGAUGCGCCCUCGACGCCCGAGUUGAACGGCCGGGUCAAAAGAGAGAAGUCGACCGCAAGUAAGGCGUGGAGAUCGCUCAACAAUCCGCUCAAGGGGAAGUCCCUCGGCAUCUUGGGCCCCGAUAACCCUCUGCGCCUGUGGCUGUGUGAUAUCUUGGUCCACCCCUUCACCGAGCCGUUCAUUCUGAUCGUGAUCAUCAUCCAAACCAUCCUGCUGACGAUUGAAUCGUCCAUGUCAGACUGGCAUAACGCCGGCCCAUGGGGGACUAGUGUGAUGGACUAUCCCUACUUCGCCAUCUUUGUCAUUUACACGCUUGAACUGAUUGCCAAAAUCCUGGUGUCGGGCUUCAUCAUGAAUCCUGUCGAGUAUAGUACCAUAGAUCGAUCGAUAGGGUUUAGAAAAGCCGUGGCGGAGAAAGGGAAGAAUCUCAUCGCUCCGCAGCGACAAUUAUCGACGAGAAAGGCAUCACCAGCCCCGGAACACCCACAGGCCUCGAUUAUACGCACGUUCACUGGCGGGCUGAAUCAACUCGAGCAAACUGUGGUCGAUGACCCUCUCCAGAAGCGUCGGGUGAGACUCGCUCAUCGGGCCUUUCUUCGACACUCGUUCAACCGUCUCGACUUUGUCGCCGUGGUGGCUUACUGGGUCGCCUUUUUCCUUUCCGUGUUCGGAGUCGAGACCCGCCAGCAACUCUUCGUCUUUCGAAUGCUCAGUUGUCUGCGUCUCUUGCGUCUCCUGGCAUUGACCAAUGGUACAUCUAUUAUCCUUCGAAGUCUGAAGAGGGCUGCCCCAUUAAUGGUGCACGUUGCCUUCCUGGUAGGCUUCUUUUGGCUUCUCUUUGCUAUUGUCGGCAUCCAAAGCUUCAAGUCCAGUUUCAAAAGAAGUUGCGUCUGGCGUGGCAUUGACGGCCAAGAAGACUUUAUCUUGAAUGACGCGGAUGGCACUCUCCAAUUAUGUGGUGGAUAUCUCGAUCCCGUCACCGGCAACAAACUCUCGUGGAUCCAGAUGAAUGGGGAAAGGAGCCAAGCGAAGCCAAAAGGCUACAUUUGCCCAAAAGGAUCAGAGUGCGUCGAAAACGAGAACCCUUAUGGUGGAACCGUGAACUUCGACAACAUCCUCUCCUCGCUGGAACUCGUUUUUGUCAUCAUGAGCUCCAAUACAUUCACCGAUCUCCUCUACUACAUGACCGACAGUGAUUAUCUUGCUGCCGCUCUCUUUUUCGCCUUUGGAUUUCUCAUUCUCAGUUUAUGGAUGGUGAACUUGCUGAUUGCCGUCAUCACACACACCUUUCAGGUCAUCCGAGAAGAGAGUAAACGGAGUGCUUUUGCCGUGAACAAAGUCGACACGGCGGAGAAAGAGCAGCAACCAGCUCCGAAAGAGAGUAGUUUCAAGCGCCUAUAUAACAAGGCCGACUGGUUCUGGGUCACUGUUAUUCUUUUCGGUCUCAUCGUUCAGGCGUUGAGAAGCGAUUCCAUGUCGGAGGGUCGAGAAACAUUCGUCGAUGUCACGGAAACGGUCAUCACCUUUACGCUCCUUGUGGAAAUUAUCUUGCGCUUUGCCUCCGAUUGGCGCGGGUUUCAUAGGCACCGGCGCAACUGGGUAGACCUGGGGCUCGUUAUCAUCACCUGCAUUAUCCAAAUCCCCGCCAUCAAACACUCCGGGAGGCCGUACUCGGUCCUCACUCUCUUUCAGAUCCUUCGGGUGUACCGAGUGGUGCUGGCUUUUUCAGUGACAAGGAACUUGAUUCAGGUUGUCUUCCGCAACGCCAAAGGUUUGCUGAACCUGAUUGUUUUUGUGUUUCUGAUCACAUACCUUGCAUCCAUCUUUGCCACUCAGCUCUUUCGCACUCAGCUUCUCGACGUUGACCCUGCCGACAUCAAUUUCACCAACAUCUACAAUUCGUUCGUCGGGAUGUACAUGAUCCUGUCCAGUGAAAAUUGGACUAGUGUACUCUUCAAUGCCACCUCGAAAACCAACCCUUACAAUACUGCCUGGAUAUCCGCCACCUUCCUCAUCAUUUGGUUCAUUGUGGCCAAUUUCGUCGUCCUGAACAUGUUCAUUGCGGUCAUCCAAGAGAGUUUCGAUGUGUCGGAGGACGAGAAGCGAGUUCAGCAGGUCAGAGCGUUUCUGGAGCAAAAGCAUGUCAGUGGGACUUCCCAGGGGAACCUGUCCCUGACCAAAAUCCUCAUGAUGGGCCGGGACUCGGACCGUUACAAAGACCCACUCGACUACGGGCCAGCGGCUCUGGAGAUGCUUCUAAAAGAUGCUGUCGUUCAAGAUUUCCUGGACGAGCAACAAGGAGUCGCGGAGAACCGCCGAAGUCGGUAUAUGGAGGCGACGGCUGCGGCAGAGACCGAGCAGCCGGGGGUGUUUGCGCGGGCGUGGACGACCGCUACAUCCUACGUCACGCGUAAAGAGCCAAAUCCAUUCUAUUCCAAACUGAAGUUCACCCGCGCCUACGAGGAGCUGGACCCCCGGGCCAUGGCGCAGGAGGUCGUGUCUGCCGCCGAGCAGAGGAAGCGAGCACAGCGAGAAUACCUCAUGCGACAUCCGAACUACAACAAAUCCCUGUUCCUCUUCGCGCCGGACAACCACCUCCGCAGACUGUGUCAGCGCAUUGUAGGACCUGGACGAGGGCACCAGCGUGUCGAAGGUGUCGACCCUUACAAGCCGGUGUGGUACUCGUUCUCUGCAUUUGUCUACGCCGCUAUUGUCGCCAUGGUGCUGCUCGCGUGUAUCACCACCCCGAUCUAUCAACGCGACCACUUCCGGAACGACCGAGACUGGUUCACAUAUACCGAUAUGGGAUUUGCCAUUCUAUUCACCAUUGAAGCCCUCAUCAAAGUCAUCGCGGACGGGUUCUUUUGGACGCCGAACGCCUACUUCCGCGGAUCUUGGGGAUUUAUUGACGGCAUCGUGCUCGUGACACUUUGGAUCAACGUGAUCAGUUCGCUGUUCGAGGACUGGGGAGUUUCUAGAGCCAUCGGAGCUUUCAAGGCGCUGAGAGCGCUGAGACUGCUGAACGUCAGCGACAGUGCCAAGAAUACCUUCCACUCCGUUAUCAUUGUGGGAGGGUGGAAAGUUAUUGCUGCCGCAUCCGUUUCGAUGAGUUUUCUGAUCCCGUUCGCCAUCUACGGAGUCAAUUUGUUCAACGGCCAAUUGGUGCAGUGCAAUGAUGACGACUUCGAGGGCAAUUUGGACUACUGCGUGAACGAGUACAUCAGCGAGCCUUACAAUUGGGAGGUUCUCGCGCCCCGGGCAGCUGCUAAUCCGUACUACGAUUUCGACAAUUUCGGAAACUCGCUCUUCAUUCUGUUUCAGAUUGUCAGUCAAGAGGGCUGGACCGAUGUGCAGUCCAGCGCCAUGAGCAUUACCAGUAAGGGCCAGCAACCCGAGGACUACGUCGCCCCGGAGAACGGGCUCUUUUUCAUCGUGUUCAACUUGCUCGGAGCCGUUUUCGUCUUGACCUUGUUCGUGUCUGUGUUUAUGCGCAACUACACGGAACAGACCGGCGUGGCCUUCCUCACGGCCGAGCAGCGGUCCUGGCUCGAGUUGAGGAAGCUUCUCCGGCAGAUCUCCCCUUCGAAACGCUCGUUUGAGAACUCCAGCCACAAGUGGAAGAUGUGGUGCUAUCGGGUCGCCGUCAAGAAACAUGGUCGAUGGGCCAGAUGUGUUACCACCAUUCUGAUGCUGCAUCUCUUGCUGCUUGUUCUGGAAUUCUAUCCGGAGCCGCAAUUGUGGGAUAUAAUAAGAAAGGGUCUCUUCUUUUUCUUCUGUCUUUUCUACAUUGCCAACGUCCUCAUCCGACUGAUUGGGUUGGGUUGGCACCGGUUUACUCGAAGCUCCUGGGACCUCUUUUCAUUGCUCGCCGUUCCGGGAGCAUUUGCCACGACGGUUCUCAGUUUCCUUGGACACCAACAGGUGAUCGUUGAGUUAAAUAAGCUUUUUCUGGUCGCCAUCACGCUCCUGCUUAUCCCGCGCAACAACCAACUGGACCAGCUUUUCAAGACGGCGGCCGGUAGCUUGACGUCCAUCGGAAACCUGCUGGCCACCUGGUUCGUGCUGUUCCUGGUGUACGCGAUUGCGAUGAACCAGGCAUUCGGACUCACCAAGUUCGGCGAGGGCGAGAACAACAACGUCAACUUCCGCGACGUUCCCCGGUCUCUGAUCCUUCUUUUCCGGACCAGCUGCGGCGAGGGGUGGAACGAGCUGAUGGAGGACUUUGCCACGAUGGAGCCGCCCAUGUGCACGUACGGCAGCGACUUCCUGAACGACGACUGCGGCAGUGCGCCGUGGGCUCGCUCCCUCUUCAUCUCCUGGAACAUCAUCAGCAUGUACAUCUUCGUGUCGCUGUUCGUGUCGUUGAUUUUCGAGAGCUUUUCCUACGUCUACCAGCGAAGCAGCGGGCUCUACGCGCUGAGCCGGGAGGAAAUCCGUCGGUUCAAGCAGGCGUGGGCGACGUACGACCCCGACGGCACGGGGUACAUUUCCAAGGAGCAGUUCCCACGGUUGCUGGGAGAGCUGUCGGGCGUCUUCUCGAUGCGCAUCUACGAGGGCGAGUUCACGAUCGGGCGCAUCCUGGAGGAGUGCAAGGUCGACAAGCGCGACUCGUUGAUUGCGCACCGGCGCGUGGUGGAAGGACUCGACCUGGACCGCAUGGGCCGGAUUCUCCGACGCAUCGACAUCGACAACGUCCGCGAGCGGCGGCAGCGACUCAACACCUUCUACGAGGAGGUGCUGGUGUCAGCGGACCCGGUGCGCGGCAUCUCGUUCCACUCGUGUCUCAUGAUCCUGGCCCAUUACAACGUGAUCACCGACAGCAAGAGUCUGCGGCUGGAGGAGUUCCUGCGUCGGCGGGCCCGACUGCAGCGCGUCGACGAAGCGGUGCGUCGCGCCACGGUCAUCGGCUUCUUCGACACGUUGUACUGGUCGCGCGAGUUCCGACGGCGCGUCGAGCACAAGAAGUCGGCGCGCAUGAGCUUCGUGCCGCAGUUCUCGGUGCCGGAGAUUUUCGUCGACGACGGAUCGCAUGACGACCGGCCGGAAGAGGAACGGCGGCGACUGGCGACGCAGGAGCCCCUGGUGCCUGGCGGCGAGCCCAUGCUGUCUCCCACGUCGCCCACCCACAGCAGCGGUGGCCUUGGAGACCCCGGCCCAUCGUCCUCGCGCGGAGCCCAUCUGCCACGCAUCGACACCAGCCAUCUGGGCCAUAUCUCGGCCACCAGCUCGCCGACGACGGAGUGGUCAAGCAUCAGCCCGUCGCUCUCGCCGCGACGGGAUCGCGCACAUACGAUGUCUUCCAACUACGACACGGGGCCGGACCCUCACGAGCAGGAAGCAUCGGAGCACUCGCGCCAGAACAGCACGAUGAGCGUGCGCGACGUGAUGCAGUCGCUGGGCGAGUCGGCCUGGGGCGAGAGUAUCCGGCGCAGUUUCACGCAGCGACGACCGGAUCGACGGUCGGAUUCGUAGUAUAUACUAACUCUAUGAUAGGAUGAUAUGAUUUUGUUUGUAUUUUUUUUUACUUUCUGCACAUGUAAACUGCUGGUACCUGUUAUUUUGUCUCAUCUCAUUUCUUGACGUCUUGGCGUGAAAUUGCAUUCCGCUAGAAUCUUGGGAAUUGCAUAGCGGUGGCGUGUGAUCUUUGUAUGUAUGAUUGAUCGAUUGAAUUGAAUUGAAAUGAUCG